CGAAGUAGCCUGAAGAAUUUUGACUCCAACGUGAGCCCGUAGAAGCGAGGCGGUUCAACACCCCCCUCGCGCGCGCGUUGUAAUGGGCUGGUUUCCAAGGCAACCGACGGCUUUGUUUACUUCCCAAGUUGAAAGCGGAUGUCUAGAUGUCUCCUUCUCCUUGUUUUAGUCUUCCAACAAAGAAAGACCGAGAGAGAAAGGGAGCGGGCCGAGGAGACGGUUUUUUCUUUCAACAUCCAUGGGGCCUCCGAGGGCUGAAGUCUUUUUCCUCCUUAACUAAGGAAUGGCAACUCCAUCGUUGAACCCUCCACCAGACCUCCCUUUUGCUGCUACCUUGUUCCUGCCCCUCCCUGCCAUCAUUUUCUUGGUUGUUGGCUCCUACCUACUACUCCUUGUCCUGGUUCUGGUCCUUCGUCAGUGUCUGCUGGCUAGAGGUCUUUGUGCCAAUUGCUGUUCCUGUGAAAAGAGGACUUGGCCAAACAUGUGUGAAUGUUGUAUGGCUUGUGCAGAGUCAUGUAACUGUGUACUCCCCUCCCCAACCCGCUGUCUGGAUCGCUGCUGUUCCUGCACUAAUGGCUGGGAUCCAGGGACGUGCUCCAUUCCCCGUCUGUGUCCUCUCUGUGAUUGUGCCUGCACCUACCAGCCCCCAGAUUGUCAGAACAUCAACUGCAUUUGUUUUGAGAUCAAAUUGCGUUAAGGUAUCCCAUGUCUUUAAAGAACAGAAAUUUGACUGUGCCUCAGAGCCAGUAUUUGUCCUGGGGAGGAUCUAUCUCUUCAUGCAAACGGUGGACAUUUAAAAUGGGCAGUUGCUCAAGUUGGCAAAGUUAACUAUCCCAAAGCAAAAGGGAAACUUAUUUCUUGUGUUGAUUUUUUUACAAGACUUAUUUUUGUAAUGUAUUUGAUAUUUUUAUAUGAAUUGUUGUAUUUUAUAAUAAAGCAAAUUGUAUAGCC
Molecule: messenger RNA, 951 nt
Organism: Anolis sagrei ordinatus
Lineage: Eukaryota; Metazoa; Chordata; Lepidosauria; Squamata; Anolidae
Source: RefSeq, a predicted model, not a curated record